Sabethes cyaneus is the source of this 2571-nucleotide messenger RNA. RefSeq lists its product as uncharacterized. The record is from RefSeq and is a predicted model, not a curated record. Gene Ontology annotation, molecular function: nucleic acid binding. Lineage: Eukaryota; Metazoa; Arthropoda; Insecta; Diptera; Culicidae. Gene Ontology annotation, biological process: DNA integration. Bases 1 to 2571 code for a protein of 856 amino acids. The transcript has a single exon.
AUGACGGCGGACAUUGAAAAAAUGUACCGCCAAAUCAUGGUUCAUCAAGAUGAUCGCCAAUUCCAACAAACUUUGUGGCGGAAUGAUGCGUCAGAACCUUUGAAGGCCUUCCAGUUGAACAUCAUAACGUACGGAACCUCGUGUGCACCAUUCCUUGCCACGAGAGUCUUAAACCAACUAGCCGAUGACGAUGGAAAGGAGUAUCCGCUAGCCUCACAGGCAGUAAAGCGAGACUUUUAUGUCGACGAUCUUCUCACCGGCGCGAACAGCAUCGAAGACACGAAAGAAAUUGCGAGGCAGCUCAUCGAAUUGUUGGAUGGUGCUGGAUUUUCUCUACGAAAAUGGAGUUCCAAUGAUACUGCGUGCAUUAUGGAUAUUCCAGAGGAACGCUGGGAAAGGCAACCGCAACUCGAACUGGAUCGUUCGCCAUCAAUUAAAACGCUCGGACUCCUCUGGUUUCCAACUGCGGAUGUGCUUGGGUUCAAGAUUCCGCAAUUAUUCACCAUUGAAAAGGUAACCAAAAGAGUAGUAUUGUCCGAAAUUUCACAACUGUUUGACCCGCUGGGUCUUGUUGGACCGAUUGUUAUAAGCGCUAAAAUGUUUAUACAACGGUUGUGGCUGGAAGAACUCCAGUGGGAUGACGAAUUGCCCGACGAGUUACGAUCCUGGUGGCUAUCCUUUAGAGUGUCUAUCGACGUGCUGCAAGAAAUUCGUGUUCCUCGUUGGGUAUUAGGCACUGGUAUAACCGACUACCAACUUCAUUGUUUUGUUGACGCCUCAGAGAAAGGAUAUGGAGCUUGCCUUUACGUCGUUGCAAGCGAUUCAAAUGGUCCACAAUUCAGUAAUUUACUCAUCGCCAAAUCUCGAGUUUCUCCAAAAAGUGGCGAAACUAUGCCAUGGUUAGAGCUUUGCGCUGCCCGUCUGGGAAGUCAAUUGAUAGAUACGAUUCUUCAGACGACCACAUUCGCUGGAACCCCAAUUUUGUGGUCCGAUUCAACCAUUGUUCUGCACUGGAUUCGCUCACCCCCAUCGAAGUGGAAGAUAUUCGUAUCCAACCGUAUUGCCGAGAUUCAUCGACUUACCCAAGACUCCCAGUGGCGGUAUGUUCCUACAGCACUCAAUCCUGCCGACUGCUUAUCGAGAGGACUCCAGCCCGAUGAACUUCAACAUAAUACUCUUUGGUGGCACGGGCCACCGUUUCUGCUUCUCGACCGUGAACACUGGCCUAAGCAAACUGCUACGCUUUCAUCGAUGGCAUCGGAACAAUUAACUUUGGAGCGUAAGGCGACCACUGUGUUAGCAGCGUUCACUACUGAUCAGUGCUUAAUAGAAAGAUUUUCGGACCUGGCUCGCUUACUCAAGGUUACUUCGUACUGUCGCCGAUUCUUGCGUAACUGUAAAUCGAAUACGGAAAACAGGCUUACCGGUGCUCUAUCGCCGAACGAAUAUGAUGAGGCGCUCAAAUCGUUAGUUCGUGUUGUUCAACGAGCAUCCUUUCCCAGUGAAAUUCAUUAUCUCGAGGGGAAAGGUCAUGGUGAAACCUCUCUCAAGAAAGCCAAUCUCAAGUCACCACUCAACAGUUACGACCUCAUGCUCGACCCACAAGGGACAUUGCGGAUCCAAGGCAGGUUAGCCAAUCUCUCUGGAAGCUUCGAUACUCGGUUUCCAAUGGUACUACCGUAUGAUCAUCACUUUUCUCGGUUGAUUGCCAGAUCCAUCCAUCAUCAAACACUACACACUGGACCUGCACAAUUACUGUCAAUCAUUCGCCAGCGAUUCUGGCCUGUACGUGGCAGAGAACUCGCACGUAGAACAGUGCACCAAUGUUUGACAUGCUCCCGUUGCCGUCCUCAUCCAUGUGACCAAUACAUGGCUCCAUUACCAGCUGCACGCAUUACUCCAUCGAAGGUCUUUGAACAAACAGGGCUAGACUAUUGUGGGCCGUUUCUCGUUCGACCGCUCGCAGGUCGAGGCGCUUCGGUAAAAGUCUGGGUCGCCGUGUACGUAUGUUUCGCCGUUAAAGCCGUAGCGCUGGACAUCGUCGACGGGUUACCAGCAGCUGCGUGCGUCAAUUCGCUUAGACGCUUCGUGAGUCGUGUCGGACGCGUUCGAAUCAUACAUUGCGACAACAGCAUAUCGUUCGUAGGCGCCGCGCGCGAGUUACGGGAGAUGCGACGACAGUAUCGAGAGCAGUUUGCAACAACUUCUUGGGCCAAUGAAUGCCUGCAACGUGGAAUUGAGUUCCAGUUCAUUCCGCCACGGGCACCGCAUUUCGGCGGUUUAUGGGAGGCUGCAGUUAAGAAAUUUAAAUAUCACCUCAUUCGCAUCAUGAAAACGACGCCGUACCGUUUAGAUGAUUUCCGCACAGCCAUCGCCCAAGCUGAAAGCAUCAUGAACUCCCGCCCGUUGACUCCACUAUCGAACGAUCCUAGUGACCUCUCCGUCCUCACUCCUGGGCACUUUUUAAUUAGAGUGUCAUCGUUCCAACUUCCCGAGCAGGACUAUCAACAAAAGCCACUCAAUCGCCUUUCUCGCUUUCAGGCAACCCAACGUGCCAUAACUGACUUGUGA